This is a messenger RNA of Solanum pennellii, 2265 nucleotides long. RefSeq names its product pentatricopeptide repeat-containing protein At3g24000, mitochondrial-like. Gene Ontology annotation, molecular function: RNA binding; protein binding. Gene Ontology annotation, biological process: RNA modification. The transcript is spliced from 2 exons. The record is from RefSeq and is a predicted model, not a curated record. Bases 1 to 2265 code for a protein of 754 amino acids. NCBI's taxonomy places the organism in Eukaryota, Viridiplantae, Streptophyta, Magnoliopsida, Solanales, Solanaceae.
AUGAGUAGCUUAACGUUUUGUUCUUUACCUUUAACUGUGAAUGGCCAUCGGAGAAAAUACAUAUAUUCUUCAAAUAAAGCGUCUGUUCUCAAAUUAGUUGCUGCACGCCAACUGCUUGAUGAAAUUGUUAAGAGAACUAGAAUUUCAGUUACAGAUUUGUGUGUUACUGAAUGUGUAGAUAGAGGUGAAAUGGUUAUGGAAAGCAAUAGGAAUUUCGAUGUAACGGAUGAGUUAUUAGGAGAGUCCAGGUUUGAUCGUGCUAGCAAUUACAUGGAUGAGGAAUAUGUGAUUGAGCAGUUGAAGUACUGUAGUAGUGAAGGAUGUUUUGAGCUUGGAAAAUUAUACCAUGCUUUCAUAAUUAAGACGGGGAUUUGGUUCGAUAAGUUUGUAGCUACAGCCCUUCUUAAUAUGUAUGCAAAGUGUGGUGAAAUGGCUAGUGCUGAGAUGAUAUUUGGUAGUUUGUCUUACGUUGAUGUGGCUUCGUGUAAUAGCAUGAUUUCUGGGUAUGUAAGCAAUGGAAUGAGAUCUGAAGCCUUUGCUUUCUUUGUCAAGAUGGGUGAUAUUCUAGAUAUCGUGUCAAACCAUUAUACAUACUCAAUAUUGUUAUCUGCUUGUGAGUCUGUUCAAGUAGGAAAACAGUUGCAUGCUCAUAUUGUAAAACUGGAAUUUAUGUCGCUUACAGUGGUUGGAAAUUCAGCUUUGACGAUGUACAUCAACUUUGGAAUGAUUGAGGAGGCUGAGAAUUUGUUCGAAGGACUCGCUAGUAAGAACCAUAUAUCUUGGACUGCAUAUAUAUCUGGACUUUACCGUCAAAAGGCUUUCGAUAAGGCAUUGACACAAUUCUGUUUGAUGAGAAAGAACAAUACUGAACCUAAUGAAUACGCCUACUCUGUAGCCCUUUCAUGUGCAGCUUCUGCAGAAUAUCAUGAUUAUGGUUGCGCACUUCAUGCCCAGGCAAUUAAGAAUGGAAUGAUCUCAAAGGUAUUUGUCGGGACUUCCAUCAUAGAGAUGUACUCAAAAUGUGCAGAACUGGGUAAUGCUGGAAAACAGCUCAAGGAAAUGGGACGUGUAGCAUCUUGUGCAUCAUGGAAUGCAGUGAUAACCAGCCUUGUUCACAACGGUGAGGUUGGUUCCGGAUUGGAGAUGUUCCGUAAGAUGCUAAAUAAUGAUAUUGCUUGUGAUGAAUAUACAUGUUCACUUACUCUGAGGGCCUGCUCGUUACUUCCAUCCCUUGCAAUCUGCAGGCAGGUGCAUUCUUGGGUAGUUAAGGGGAAGUUUGGGGCAAACUUGCAUGUGUCGAGUUCAUUAAUAGAAACAUAUGCACAAUGUGGUAAUUUAGAGGACGCUGAGAAGGUUUUCUGUCUAACAUUUGAACCAGAUGACGUGACGUUUAAUUCAAUGAUUAAAGCUUAUUCACAGUAUGGUAAUCCAAUGAAGGCUAUUUUCUUGUUUGAAAAGAUGGUAGAGAAAGGGAUAUUACCAACGAGUUUCACUUUCCUUGCGGUUAUUUCUGCUUGUAGCCAUUGUGGUUUAGUUCAACAAGGGAAAGAGUUGUUCGAGUCUAUGACUAGAGAUUGCGGAAUUCCACCUGAAGAGAAUCACUAUAGCUGCAUGGUUGACCUUCUGAGUAGAUCAGGGCAGUUAGAGGAUGCUCUCGAAUUCAUAAACCAGCUGCCAAUUGAACCUAAUGCUCCAAUCUGGAGACCAUUUCUAGCAGGUUGCAGGUUUCACGGUUGCCUUGAAAUGGCAGAGAUGGCGGCCAGUAAAAUAUUAGAGCACGACCCUGGUGAUGCAUCAGUUUAUGUCACUCUCUCGAACAUGUAUGUUGAAGCAGGCAAGGUAAGGGAUGCACUCAAUCAAAGAGAGCUGAUGAAGUCUAAGUCAGUCCAGAAGGAACCCGGUUGUAGCUGGUUGGAGGUGAAUGCAAAGAUUCAUACAUUCUUUUCUGGUGAUACCAGACAUAUAGAUACGCCAAAAGUAUAUUCGAGAUUGGAUAAUCUGAUGCAAAAGAUUGAGAACAAAACAACUCGAGAACUCGGUAAGGUUACGAAAGAGAAAUGCUUAUUUCACAGUGAACGGUACUUCAGCGAUAACCACCAGACAAUAACUCCAUCUCUGACAGAGCUCAAAAUCGAAAAAUCUAAUCCACUGGCGAAGCUCAACGGUUCAAACCAGCCGCCAGACCCACCAAAAGCCGAUCCCAAAAUUCCAUCUCCGACCAAAACCGUUUUCGUCGACGAAAUCGACUCCGAUUCCGGUAAAUAA